Molecule: messenger RNA, 1331 nt
Organism: Setaria italica (foxtail millet)
Lineage: Eukaryota; Viridiplantae; Streptophyta; Magnoliopsida; Poales; Poaceae
Exons: 4
Coding region: 361-1119 (252 amino acids)
Source: RefSeq, a predicted model, not a curated record
CUGGUACGGAGCCAGCUGCACCCAACAAAGGCAACAAGUCUUCUCCCGUGCGUUUCCCCUCCCAUCCUCUCCCCGGCGGCGACGAAAGAGCGCGCGCCCCCUCUUCCUUCCCGUCUCCCCGGUCCUUUCGCCGCCCCCCAUCGAGCGCCGUCCGCGGACCGAGGGUGCCUCCGCGCCUAGUUCCGCCGGCGCGGACCGCGCCGCCUGCUCGCCCCACCGCGAAGGGGUUCGUCUCUCGCGGCGGCCGCCGCCGCCGUCGUCCUACUCCUCGGCGCUCGUGGACGGGCGCGGGGAGGGGAUCCGUCCGGGCUUGGAUCGGCUUCUUCCCCACCUGUCAGUUGUUGAACUUGGAGUUAGACAAUGGAUCUGGAGACAGAGAAUCGUCUUGCCUCUUUACUACUUGAAGAGGCACGUAGAUUACAGGCUGAGGCUGACAGGGAAGGUGUUCAUGCAUAUCUGCGAAAGCCUAAUGUAAGGCAUCGCCCAAACUCACGGUUCCUCACAGCCACAGUUCGUGGAGUUCAGCAAGCAAACCGUGUUGUGGAGGUCAAUGAAAUGUGGCAUGCUAGGGAAAAGGAACUGGAGUUGGAGUCAAAGAUGAAAGGCAGAAGUAAAGAUCGUGAUGAUUAUAGAGGCGAGAAGCGGAAAAGUGAAUUGAGAAACCAUAGCUCUAGCUCAAGGGUUCAACAAGAAGGGACUACUUAUAACAUUUCUUACUCAGACCAGGAGGAUGGUCUCAGGGAUGAUGAAAUUGAAAGAUUUCUUCAUUCUAGGGUGAAGCGAGGGCGUGGGGCCAUUGGUUCUCGGAUGGAUGAGCCUGGUCCAUACCUUGAUUCGUCGUCUCGUGGUCAUGAUAUUGGACCUAGUGCUGAUAUACGUAUGGAAGAAAAAUGGGAACGUCGAGUACAAGGCCCAGAGAAGCCUUCAUUUUUGAGAUCCAAGUCUCCUGACGAUCAUUGGUGUAAGGAAAUGUUGGAUGGAAGGGGAUCGAGCUCUGAACCACAGAGCAAGAAGGAAAAGAAAAGGAAGUCUGGGAAAAAAGAGAAGCGAGAUAAAAAGAAAGAAAAGGAUGCGAAGAAGUCCAAGCAUCGCCAUCACAAAAGCCGAAGAAGGGAGUGAACGAGUGAUGUUCUGUUAGCGGGCAGAAAAAUGUACACAACAGUUCUGCCCCAAAAGUAACAGCUAGCUGAUAGUUUGCUGUAACUUGAAGCCUGUACUGUAUAGGAAACAUGACAUCGUGUAGAAUGGAUUACGUGUUCUUAGAAUACUGUGUUGUUGCGGUUUUAAUAUCUGAAAGAACUGUCUUGUUAUUUUUUCUUUUCCAUGUUGCA